This is a messenger RNA of Bufo gargarizans (Asiatic toad), 1616 nucleotides long. It is a transcript of the gene SRM, whose product is annotated as spermidine synthase. Gene Ontology annotation, cellular component: cytosol. Bases 50 to 943 code for a protein of 297 amino acids. Gene Ontology annotation, molecular function: spermidine synthase activity. NCBI's taxonomy places the organism in Eukaryota, Metazoa, Chordata, Amphibia, Anura, Bufonidae. Gene Ontology annotation, biological process: spermidine biosynthetic process. The transcript has 8 exons. The record is from RefSeq and is a predicted model, not a curated record.
GUUGUGCGCAGCAGGUUAGUGUGCGCUGUGCACAGCUCCAGGGCUCGUCAUGGAGCUGCCGGUCCGGGAUGGCUGGUUCCGGGAGACCUGCAGCCUGUGGCCGGGGCAGGCCAUGUCCCUGCAGGUGGAGGAGGUGCUGCACCACCACAAGUCCGCUUUCCAGGAGAUCCUGGUGUUCAAGAGCAAGACGUACGGGAACGUGCUGGUGUUGGAUGGGUUAAUCCAGUGCACAGAAAGAGAUGAAUUCUCCUACCAGGAAAUGAUUGCCAACCUCCCAUUGUGCAGCCACCCCAAUCCAAAAAAGGUGCUCAUCAUCGGUGGAGGUGAUGGAGGGGUUUUGCGAGAGGUGGUGAAGCAUCCGUCCGUGGAGUCUGUGGUGCAGUGUGAGAUUGACGAGACCAGGACAUUUUCCUUCCAGGAGGUCAUCAAUGUCUCCAAGCAGUAUCUGCCUGGCAUGGCUGUGGGUUACUCCAGUCCUAAACUCACUUUACACGUGGGUGAUGGUUUCCAGUUCAUGAAACAGAACCAAGAUGCAUUUGAUGUCAUCAUCACAGACUCCUCCGACCCAGUUGGUCCUGCGGAAUCUCUCUUUAAAGAGUCUUACUACCAGCUAAUGAAGACUGCACUCAGGGAGGGUGGGAUUCUCUGCUGUCAAGGGGAAUGUCAGUGGCUGCACCUGGACCUCAUCAAGGAGAUGCAUCAGUUCUGCAAGACUCUAUUCCCUGUGGUAGAAUAUGCCUACUGCACCAUCCCCACCUACCCCAGCGGCCAGAUUGGCUUCAUGCUCUGCAGCAAAAACCCAAACACAAGUUUCUGUGAACCUGUGCAAGCGCUUACUCGGGAACAAGUGGAUGAGCUGAACCUCAGAUACUACAAUUCCAACAUUCAUCGGGCAGCAUUCAUUCUCCCAGAGUUUACACGGAAGGCGCUCAGCGAUGUGUGAGCUGUCAGCAGACAUGACGUCAAAAUCUUCAAAAACCUCCGGCUUUUCAACCAGGGAACACAAGCCACUCUCCCAUGUGACUGGGACGCAGGACAUGGCCGCUCCUCCUAGCUCUAUUCCAGUGCCGGAAACUGUGAUCUGUACACUCGUCUCUGCCCGCUUUUAAGGCCUAGAAUCUAUGGGUACAACAUGUUACAUUUUCCGCAUGCAUUCCCCGCUUCUGUUAACUCUUUCUGAAGCAAGACACCAUGGUCCCUGUCACUUACUAUACAUUGUGCUGGUUUCAACGGUUAAAGGGAAAUUGCCACAAUUCUGUUGUUAACACCCCUCAUUGCCAAUGUCAUCAUUGUCAUGUGUUACAUAUAUCUAUUGCUGCUAGUCUUCACUUUUCCUGGUUUUAGAGCAAAGAACAGUGGCUCAUGCGGUAGUCUCCUUCCUCCUCAACCACCAAUGAUUCGUAUUUGCCUGCUUGGCCAGAUGAGAGUUAGUUGAUUCAAAUUGCAGGAAUAUGGGGGAAUGGGCCAGAUGAAAAAACUGUAAUCACUGGAUGUUACCUGUCAGUAAACCAAUCCAAACACAAUUGCCGCCCUCUUAUUGUUAUUGCAUCUGGGUGAUUUGUGGCGUCUUAUACUGGUGGGGGGACUUGAUAAAUAAACCUUUGCUGCCUCCUUGU